Molecule: messenger RNA, 468 nt
Organism: Paramecium sonneborni
Lineage: Eukaryota; Ciliophora; Oligohymenophorea; Peniculida; Parameciidae
Source: the annotation of a GenBank genome assembly
UAUAAAAAAUGCUGAAUAGACAAAUUAAAUCUAAGAAAGUAAAAAAUCUUAUAAAGAAAUUUGAUGCAGAAGACGAAGAUGAACAUUAAGAGGAACAUGAAAGUCAAUAAGAAGAAGUAUAAUAAUAGACAAAAUAAUCAUUAAAAUAAUUAUUGUCUGGAGUUAUAAAGAGAGAUGUAAAAAGUGAAAAGGCUAUAAUGGCAGAUAAAUAGAAAAUAUUGAAUGAACUUACAAGUGAAAAACAAAAGCAAAAAGAAAUGGGGAUAAAGAAAAGCAUAAAAAAGUUAGAUAAAUAUAAAAUAGUAGGGCUGUAGUAGAAAAAGGGCAUAUUGAUCCAAGAGUUUCAACGAAUAGAGAUCAAGAAAGAGAGCUUAAAGUGAUUGCAGCUAAGGGUUUGGUAAAAGUAUUCAAUGUACUUGCAGAAAUGAGAUAAAAGCAGAAUGAAUGAAAUUGUGGUGGAAUUUGUUU